Molecule: messenger RNA, 1446 nt
Organism: Saccostrea echinata
Lineage: Eukaryota; Metazoa; Mollusca; Bivalvia; Ostreida; Ostreidae
Product: HAUS augmin-like complex subunit 7
Exons: 10
Coding region: 17-1159 (380 amino acids)
Biological process (GO): spindle assembly; centrosome cycle
Cellular component (GO): HAUS complex
Molecular function (GO): microtubule minus-end binding
Source: RefSeq, a predicted model, not a curated record
AAUCUAAGUAAACAAUAUGGCGCUCAGUUCAAAACAGGAAUCGAAGCAGAAAAGUUUGGCAGUAUUAUUCAGAAAAAAAUUAGAUAAGCUGGGGUGCCCUUAUACAGAGGGUGUGUCAGAGUCCUGGAUCUCGGAAAUGAUCUAUAAGCCGGGAGAACCAAGGAUCAAACUACUUCAAUGGCUCUUCUCUAAAUUUGAUUCCAAGCUCCAUGAAUACAUUGAACCAAGGUUUGAUACUGCUGAGUCCAAACUGGACUCGAGAAUUCAACGUUUACUCUUUGUGGCUUCCACUCUAGGAUUCUGUAGAUAUGAUGAUGUGGAUUUGAUCAGGGGGGUUACCACUGGGAGUAAGCAGGAUGCCUUUAUGGACAAACUGAUAGACCUGGUGUGUAUCAAGGAUGCUGCAGAUGACCCUGACAAUAAGUCAAUGAGAAACCCAAAUGUGGUCAGCGAGUCCAUGCCACUUGAGGAUCAGUUUCAACAUGACUCGCAUUUGAUGAAAACUCUAGUCAGCCAAGAAAAAGUGGAUUCCAUGCUCAAUCCUAGACUCUCCCUCCUGCCGCCAGAUUUACAAAGGCAGUAUGAGGUCGCUAUGGUGGAAAAAGGACUGGACAAAGACAGGCCACCUAAGCCUGAUAUACAGAGUCUAAUGGAGUCUGCAGAAAAACUGUCACAGGAUCUUCAGAGGCAACAGGAAAUUCUCCGAGAAGUCAACAAAACUUUUAUGUACGAGUCUCCAGAUCCAUCUCGAGGAGAGAUUGUGAGUAAGACAAUGAGUCUGGUGCUCUCCGAGUUAUCUCAGCUCGUGACAGGAUUCACCUACUGCUAUGAGAACGAGAUGAGUCACUGGUGUAACAAAUCUCCUCCCGUACUCAAUGAAUUAGGCCCAGCAUUCAAGAGAGUUUAUAAUUUACUGCAGACCUUUGUCAAGCUACUGAAGGAUUUUGAAUCCAUCAGGGACUCCUACACACAUCUUAGUCGAGACACCAAACUUAAUAUAAAGAAAUCCGUCACCACUAAGAAAGCUAGUCUGGCAACAGCAGGGCAGGAAAUGUUGGAAAGCCUCCAAGAGUGCGUUACUGUUCUAGACGAAUCUGUUCAUCGGGGGACAGCAAAUUCCAGUCACUCCAUGCUGGAGGUAUCCAAGCUUGCCAGAUGAUGGUUGUCUGCAUAUCUGGAGGGGGUGCAAUAAAUGCUUGGAUUUUCACCCUGGGCUUUAAAAGGAGAGGGUAUUUGUUUAGCCUCAAGAACCAAUCAAAUAUACACUUGUGAAACAAGUGGGUUAGGACACUACAUUGCAAUUUUAGUGUUCAAACUCCAAAUUAAAUAUGUUUUUCUUCAAAACAUAUGCUAGCACUGAAUUGAUGAUAAUUUGAACUGUACCAGAGAAACAUUUCAUUUGUACACAUUCUCGAUUGUUUAUAAUAAAAUUGUACAGUAAUACUA